AGUGUGGGGCAUAUACUGGGCAGGGCUGGGCAGUGAGUGUGGGGCAUAUACAGGGCUGGGCAGUGAGUGUGGGGCAUGUACAGGGCUGGGCAGUGAGUGUGGGGCAUGUACAGGGCUGGGUAGUGAGUGCAUGUUAUCUACUGGUAUUUCCAGCACUGGGGAUUGCAGGCUUCCUGACUGCCACCCAUGUCGUCACAGUGAUAAACAGUUUGUGGUAAACCGGCCAGGAUGCCUUUUGCCGAAACAGUGGCCAACGUGGCUCUGCGGGUGCCCAGCGUCAUGGUGCUGGACCUGCUGUAUAAAUGGGAUGUCAUUCAUUUUGUGGAACAGAUCCGAGCUAGGAAUGAGGAAAUGCUCAUCAAAUAUAAGUACGUCUUGUGGAAUGCAUACUACCUGGGUCAUCUCCUCAGUGUCUUGGUCCUGGUGUUGCCUCUCCAGCAUUUGGUGAAGUUGUACCUGUAUUUGCUCACUGCCUCAUUGCUCUACGUGGGCCACCAGACCUGCAGGAACUAUGUUCUCAGAGAGCUCGAAUCUGGCUAUGAUGGGGCUGUGUAUCUGGACCUCAUGGCAAUGCAGCGCUUUCUGAGUGCACUAACAGGUCAGCUCCUGGUCUCGUCUCUCUGCUCUUUCUUCAUGAAGCCCAAACCGUGCUGGUUGUUCUCGGCCCACCUGCUCCCCCUGCUGGCCAGGCUCUGCAUGGUUCCCCUCGCCAUGCUUCUGGUGCUCAACAAGUUAGCCAUCGUCUUCACCGGCCUCGAGGUGCUCUGCUUCUUGCUGUGCAACAUGUUUGUACCUUACAAUCUGGCCAAAUCUGCCUACCGAGAGAUUGUGCAGGAGAGCGAGCUGUACGGAGUCCUGGGCUUGGGGAUGAUGCUGUGGAACCAGUUUGCUGUGCCAGCGCUCUUCACCACAUUCUGGCUGGUGCUGUUUGUUGCGGAGAUGUACUUCUACCUCAGCUCUCACAACCAGCUGACAGCUUCCCACGAGGGUCUGAUCUUUGCCUUCCUCACCAGUGUGGCUGGGUGCUGUGUUACUCCAUACUCUCUGGUGGGGCUGACGUUCACGGUCUCUCGCCUGUCACUAGGCUUGCUUACCCUCUGCAAGUUUUACCUGCAGGGAUAUUCGGCCUUUGUUAAUGGCAACCUCAUGCACAGAGGUGUGACGGAAGGGGUGACCUUUCUACUGCUGGCCCUGCAGACGGACCUGAUUGACCUGCACGUUCUGCAGCGCACCUUCCUGCUCAGCAUCAUCCUCUUCAUCAUCUUGGCCUCCAUCCUGCAGUCAAUGCUGGAAAUCACUGACCCCAUCGUCCUUGCACUGGGGGCUUCCAGAAACAGGAGUUUAUGGAAGCAUUUCCGCGCUGUCACCAUGUGCCUUUUCCUGUUAGUAUUUCCCAGCUUCAUGGCCUAUCGGAUCGCACAGUUCUUCGAGAUGGACUUCUGGCUGCUGAUCAUCAUCUCCAGCAGUGCCCUGACCUCUCUCCAGGUGACUGGGACCCUCUUCAUCUACGGGCUUUUUGUGACUGAGGAUCUGAGGAGGGAGGCCAUUGAGAACCUGGAGGACGUCAUCUACUACGUGAACAGCUCGUGCCGGGUCCUGGAGUUCCUCGUGGCGGUGUGCGUGGUGGCUUACGGUGCGGUGGAGUCCAUCUUCGGCGAGUGGAGCUGGAUGGGGGCCUCGGUCAUCGUCGUCCACUCUUACUUCAACGUCUGGCUGCGGGCACGCGCUGGCUGGAACAGCUUCUUCCUCCGCAGGGAGGCAGCUCGGAAGAUCAGCUCGCUGCCCCGCGCCUCCCAGCAGCAGCUCCAGGACUACGCUGACGUCUGCGCCAUUUGCUACCAGGUCAUGAGAACGGCUGUUGUCACUGUGUGCGGACAUUAUUACCACACCUCCUGCCUCCGGCGGUGGCUGUACGUGCAGAAAACGUGCCCCAUGUGCCACCAACUCAUAAAGCCUUCGCCGCCUCCACCGGAACCUCCCCAGCAGGCCACGGAAGAGGAGCAGGCUCGUGAGCAGCAACAGGCCCCUCCAGGAGACAGGGAUGCAAAUGGUAUUGCGGCACCUUCCGGAGGUGGUGGUGAGGGGCGCGCGGAGGCCGCAGGCUUUGGGCCCGGUUCCGGCGGAGACGGCAGACUGGAGAGCGAUCUCGGGGAGAGCGCCGCUUCCCGACGCGAAGGCCGAGAAUCUCAGCAGAGGCCAGAGCCCGACGAAGCUCGAGCCCCUCAGGUGGACGGGGCUUUCGGGGUUCCAGAAUUGGAAGAGGACAAACCCGGGGAGGAAAGGGACUUGGCAGAAAACGCGAGGGGAAAGGGGAGCCCCGACUGCGACAAGGCUCCUGCCGAGGAGAUCGGCCUCAAGCCCGGCACAAAUGGAGAGCACGAAAUGGGCACUGUGUGCAGUGAGUCACCAAAUGCCGAUCAGGAUUUUAAACUGUUUCCAGACUUGGCAGGAACGCCAUCAGAGAGCAAAGAAUCUUUACCGUUUUCUGAAAGGAAUGACCCCUCAGGAAUAACCCUAACUUUACAGGACGAAGAGAGCUGACGGUGUUAAGGCUUGGAAAUAGAGGGAGAAAAUAAAAAAAAGUAUAUACAUAAACUACGUUACUGUUAAAACUCAAUUGGCUUAUGUUGACAAUCAGAUUAUGCAUAUAUAUCCCUAUAAAAAGUUGAACUCUGACCUUUGUUCCAGUUUGACUGUCGUCCAGUGGUGGCCAUUUUGGAAGUUGCUUGUUUUCAGAGAAGUCAGGAAGGAAAAGGGUCAAAGUUGAGCCAAUGUAUCCAUGGCCUUACUUAAGCCCAACACGUUGAGGAGUGUGUUGGUUCCCAUCCAGUGUGUGUAUUUCACCAAGGUUGCUGUUGUGUGGAGCCUUACAGAUAGCCUCAGAGGCCUGAGCUACCCAGGAAUGACGAGGUAAAAAUAGGUGUCGCUCUUCUUUAUUCGUUCAAGGGAUGUGAGCGUUGCUGGCUGGGCCAGCAUUUUUGCUUAUCCCUAAUCCCCUUGAGAAAGUGGUGGUGAGCUGCCUCCUUGAACCGUUGCAGUCCAUGGGGUGUAGGUGCACCCACAGUGCUGUU
This is a messenger RNA of Carcharodon carcharias (great white shark), 3071 nucleotides long. RefSeq names its product RING finger protein 145-like. Gene Ontology annotation, molecular function: zinc ion binding; ubiquitin protein ligase activity. NCBI's taxonomy places the organism in Eukaryota, Metazoa, Chordata, Chondrichthyes, Lamniformes, Lamnidae. The transcript has 10 exons. The record is from RefSeq and is a predicted model, not a curated record. Bases 229 to 2541 code for a protein of 770 amino acids. Gene Ontology annotation, cellular component: endoplasmic reticulum; endomembrane system.